Messenger RNA from Aricia agestis (brown argus), 2691 nucleotides. RefSeq lists its product as uncharacterized. The coding region runs from base 38 to 2590 and encodes 850 amino acids. NCBI's taxonomy places the organism in Eukaryota, Metazoa, Arthropoda, Insecta, Lepidoptera, Lycaenidae. The record is from RefSeq and is a predicted model, not a curated record. The transcript has 3 exons.
CAAAAUAUUCUCUACUUGGUAGUUAUGGUUUUCUGAUAUGGAUGUGAUGAAGAUAUUCCUGUUGUUCUUCAUAUCGAUAGAAUACUCUAUAAGUCAAAAAAUAGAAGAAAACCAAGAUGUAGCAGAGCCUAGGAUAGAUUUGAACAUAAACUACCCUCCAAACAGCAAAGGCAACUGCUAUGGAAAGUUUUGUAAGCAGAUAAAAAGUAAAUAUGCUCACAACGAACGAUGCACUUGCUUCCCUUUGAACAACUACAACACACCAGUACUGGAGUAUUUAACAAAUGGUUUUGAAAAACCAAUAGAGAGGACGGUGGUGUACAUUUACACCGUUGGUAAAAAAAAUGCACUUUACGUGCCAAAUUUACAUAAACAGUCCCUUUUUACUGAUCUCACACUCGACGACGGUGAUGUUUUAAGGCCUCUCCCAUCACAUAAUGUAAAUGUACUGACGGCGCUAGAAGAGCUUCCCCAAGAGGAAAAUGAGGAUCAUAGUAGUCGAACUAAUGCUCAUAUUAUAACAAUCAAUGAAAAUCAACCCAUAAAUGAGCAAAAUCUACAAAAGUCUAUCUCACCAACUAGUAGUGAGAGGAUAAGCAAAGAAGCUCUGAAGCAUAUUUUCGAAGAUAAAUUACAUUUGUUAGCAUCGUAUGAGUAUCCUUCAUCACAAGAUUUUGACGGAAUAGGAGAAUCAAAUUUGUAUGACGAUGAUGAUAGUCAAUCAGUAUUUGGAAUAUAUCCUGACGAAGAUGAUGAGUACACUGAGAACGUUGAAGAACCAAAUCCAGUGUUAGUAUCCAAACCAGGUAGCAAAAAUGUACUUGUAGAUGAUACGGUUAGAUCUCAAGAAAAAUUAUAUCUCAAUACUGGUGCUGUUAAAGAACCGUCUGUUUUUGUAUCCGUUGAACAUGGCUUAGAUCCUAUUGUAAAUGAACUAUUUUCACAUGAAGUUAUUAAACCUAAAAAUAUUGUCGCACCUCUUAACAUUCCUAGGCCUAACUUUGGAAAUAUCGACCUGAAACCUAAUGCGCAACAGGUAAAAUUCCCGUAUAAAGGAUUUGGGUAUAAUGAAGAUGAGAAUCAAUCACAAAACGCUUUUAAACCAGAACCCCUUAACCAGGCAGAAGAGGUGUUAAAUAUUAAUGGUCCUUUAGCUAUUCCGAACUUACACAACGCUGAUCGACCAGUAAAAGUUUUCGAAUCAAAACCCAGCGAGGAAAUCAUAGAUGAACAUGGCAAAGCUCCUAAAAUAGAUUAUGGACUAAAUUUAAAUAAAGAUUAUUUUCCUUUAUACCAUAAUUCAAAACCACAGAAAAUUGUCGGGUUAAACUCAAAUAAAAAUAAGAAACUUGUAGAAAACAUUGCGAAACCUCAAAAUUUGUACGGAGUUGAUAAUUUACAACCACAGAAUGGUUUUGGAUUCGGUUCACCAUGGAAUACUUUGCCAGUAGACAUUUAUGAAUCAACGCAUAGUAAAGAGUUGAAUUUAAACAGUAUUUACGACCCUCGCAGAAAGGUUGAAAUAGAAAUCGAUGAGGAAAAUUUAGCUUCUGCGAGUCUCAUCAAGCACCGACCGGACAUUAGCUGCUCAUCUGGUAUUUGUAAGCUUCAUAUUUAUUGCUCAAGAUAUGAAUGUCCCAAAUAUUUGAAAUCAAUAUCCAAGCUACACACUAGUAUACACAAACACCCAUACUUGGAGAAUACUUUCGUCGCAAUAAAUAAUGUCGGGGGUAAUGAGAAUAGUACAGAUUCACAGCUGAAAUCUUUCUACAACUUGAUUGGGUUAGAAAACGCUGAGAAUAAGAUACAAAAUAUCCAUGGCGUCCAGUUAGAAGAAGAAAAUCCAAACAAUUACUUGAGCCAUGUCCAAAGAAAACAAGUACCAAGAUCAAUUCCGAUGAGUUUCGAUCCUUUAUUUAGUACGUUAAAGCAAGGAUCGGCCCUUCAAAGCCUUCCUUUCUCUAGCCCGAUUAAAGAUCAGCUAGUUAAAUUUUACCCAGAAAACAAACAAAUACUUUCAACACAAAUUCUGAAUCCACCUCAAUAUCGGGGUAUUUACUUUCCAAUGCCACAUCAUGAUCAACAUAACAAUAUAAAAAUCACACCAGUUACUCCAAACAAGAAAGAUCCAUCGCAAAAUUUGAAAAUUAUACCGGUAACUCCAGAAAAGAAAGACUCACCGAAAUAUCGGGAUAUUUACUUCCCGAUGCCACACCAUGAUCAAAAACCUAACAACAUAAAAAUUACUCCAGUAAUUCCAGCAACACCAGAAAAGAAAGACUCACCGAAAUAUCGAGGUAUUUACUUCCCUAUGCCACACAAUGAUCAACUAGUAACCCCAGAAAAGAAAGACCCUCUAAAGGAUCUACUACUUUUGCCGUCUAAAAUCCAUAACGAAGGAAUGAAAACGGUAGCUGAUCUGAUACCAGGUCUGAGCUUACGAAGACAUAAUGUGGUGGAGGAAGAUGUACCUGAUGAAAUCGAGGUUCCUGUUGAUGAAGAGGAUAUAAAAAUAAAAAUAAUCGGUGGACAGCCAGCUGUUAGCAGUGGAACGCCAAUGCAAAUCAAAGCGAGGUUAGGAGACAUUUAGGAGAUGAAGCAAACAAAGAAAUCUACAUGAUAACACAGCAUUCUAACGGACUAUGAUGAAUUAUUGAAUCAUUUUAUUAUAACACGAGCAUUACAAAAUCA